AUGGCGCGUCAUUCACUCGACCUACCUUCUUCGACUAAAGCGACGGACUCUCAAACUCCAAAGGAGCCGCCUGUUACAUGGUCGUCCUUGCCGCAUAAAUCGCAACUUUUAAUUCUCGCAGCAUGCCGCCUUUCCGAGCCCCUCAGUAAUACAUGCCUUCUCCCAUAUCUGUAUUAUCUAAUACGGUCGCUUGACACUGGUGACGGCAAGGAUGGACAUAAAUCCUCCAACUCCUCAAUAUCUCGAAGGGCGGGCUUGCUCGUGGCAGCGUUCGCACUGGCCCAAUUUGCAACCAGUAUGAUUUGGGCGCGCCUGGCAGAUAGAUAUGGCCGAAAGGUCGUUAUCGUUUACCCAUUGCUUGCUUCAAUUAUCGCGAACUUGGGCUUCGGGUUUGGGACCACGAUACCUAGGGUGAUGUUCUGGAGGUUGAUCGCUGGAGUUGCUAACGGAAACAUCGGAGUUAUGAGGACCAUGACCGCCGAAAUCGUGAAAGAAAGGAAAUACCAGUCACGAGCUUUUUUGUUACUCCCAUUGGUCUUCAACAGCGGUAAUAUCGCCGGCUUGGCUUUGGGCGGCCUACUUGCGACGCCCACAAAAAGUCUCCCCUGGCUAUUUGGUGGUGUGAAAUGGAUGGAGAAAUACCCCUUUGCCUUACCGACGAUGGUCAACGCUAUGGUUCUGAGCUUCGCUUUGAUCCUCGCAAUCGGAGGACUAAAGGAGACCCUUCCUUCGAAAAUUGGACAAAGAGAUUUAGGGCUUGAACUCGGGAGGCGGUUUACACGCUUGAUACUACGACUACGGGCUCACGGCUAUCAGACACUAAACGACGAUGAAGAAUCGAAGACAGAGCUCAGUUCAUUUUCUUCGUCGCGACAACCCGCGCCAGCUACCCCGGGCGUAAUCUCCCCGCCGGUCACUCUCAAGACGAAAGCCAUUGCGGUAACGCUGGCUGGAUUCACAUUUCUCCCAUUCCACAAUGCUGCCUUUAUGCAACUAUUUCCUAUUUUCAUGUCCACGCCAUUUAACAAGAACAACGCCAACCAUGAAGCACAUGGGCUUUUCUUCACCGGUGGACUAGGCUACGACUCCUCAACCGUCGGCCUCUAUCUAUCUGCAUUCGGUUGCUCCGGAAUUUUUCUACAGAUGUUCAUAUACCCGACCCUCCAAGCGAAAUUCGGUACUCUCAAGAUUUUCCAAUUCGCCUUUGUAAUGUUUCCACUGAGUUACAUCCUUACUCCAUAUGUUCUUCUUCUCGAAGGGCCCACAGCCCGAGGAACAGCCAUUGCCUUCGUAUUGUUUCUCCAAGUCAUAGCCCGAACCCUCGCUAUUCCUAGUUCUGUGAUCCUACUCACAAAUGCAGCUCCAUCUCCAAAACUUCUUGGAACAUUACACGGAAUCGGAAACAUGCUAUCUUCACUUGCUCGGGCGGUCGGACCUGCCCUUGGGGGGUGGAUCAGUGCAAAGGGCAUGGAAAUAGGAAUGGUAGGUUGUGUCUGGUGGACUUACCUGACUGUGAUUGCUGUCUUAGGGGUAAUGGUAAGCUGGAAGAUGGAAGAAGGGAAGAGUCCUCAUGAGAGAGUGCAAAGUCUCAGACGGAAAGAAGACGAUUAA
Orbilia oligospora ATCC 24927 is the source of this 1611-nucleotide messenger RNA. RefSeq lists its product as uncharacterized. The record is from RefSeq and is a predicted model, not a curated record. Lineage: Eukaryota; Fungi; Ascomycota; Orbiliomycetes; Orbiliales; Orbiliaceae. Gene Ontology annotation, molecular function: transmembrane transporter activity. Gene Ontology annotation, biological process: transmembrane transport. The transcript has a single exon. The coding region runs from base 1 to 1611 and encodes 536 amino acids.